AUGGUCAUUGGGCUUCUUGCCAUCACGGCGAUUCCCACCGUCACGGGUGUGGGCCAAGCCAUCAGCGCUCAGAAAAAGGCCAACGCAGCCAACAAGGAAAAGGAAAAGUUUCGCCUGACGGCAGUUGUCGAGGAAGGAGACGAAGAGGAAGACUACGAGACGGAUUUCUGUGUGCUGAAAGAUGGAAAGUUGAAUGUCAAUAUCCCGCUGGACACCGAGUUCCCUGGGUACGCCUUUUGCGGCUACUACUUCACGUACCCCAGCGAGGAGAAGCACCUGGGGUUAGUAACCACCAUCUCUGACGAUCCGCCGAUGCUCAACUGGAUGUACAUCAACAAGGACACGCACGCGGUGGAGUAUGGCGGACGCAAAGAUACCCUUGGUCACGUCAUCGGGCCCUGGGGAUGGAGCGAGGACGAGUCCUUCUUGACCGUGCAAGGAAAAGACGAGUGCUUUGUGGCGAAGCUGGAGCGAGACGACAACGGGAGAUCACGGUGGGUGGUGUACUGGGAUCCGGAUAGCGAGAUACUAGCCACGAGUGAGGUGGAGGAGUGCAAGCCGCUGAGGCUGAGGAGGAGGAUGUUGCUGGGCAUGGACAGCAAGUAUGUGAGAGACUAG
Messenger RNA from Trichoderma breve, 618 nucleotides. RefSeq lists its product as uncharacterized. The transcript has 2 exons. The record is from RefSeq and is a predicted model, not a curated record. NCBI's taxonomy places the organism in Eukaryota, Fungi, Ascomycota, Sordariomycetes, Hypocreales, Hypocreaceae. Bases 1 to 618 code for a protein of 205 amino acids.